AUGGGGGUCCCUAAUUCUUUCUGGCAGCUGUCUGAUGUCAAUAGAGACUACAAGGUGUGUGAGACAUAUCCACGAGAACUGUAUGUGCCAAUUACAGCAAGUAAGCCAAUCAUUGUGGGGAGCUCAAAGUUUAGAAGUAAAGGGAGAUUCCCAGUGCUGUCAUAUUAUCACCAGGAGACACAGGCUGCUAUUUGCAGGUGCAGUCAGCCUUUGUCUGGCUUUAGUGCGAGAUGUCUGGAGGACGAACACAUGCUGCAGUCUGUUAGUAAAGCCAAUCCUGGGUGUAGGUCCAUGUAUGUCAUGGAUACCAGGCCUAAGCUGAAUGCCAUGGCAAACAGAGCGGCAGGCAGGGGUAUGAGAAUGCAGAUAAUUACUCCAACAUUAAAUUUCAGUUUGUUGGAAUUGAGAAUAUUCAUGUAAUGAGAUCAAGUCUGCAGAAACUCUUGGAAGUUUGUGGGUCCAAAAACCUCUCUGUAAGUGACUUUUUAAAUGGCUUAGAGAAUUGUGGAUGGCUUCGCCACAUCAAAGCAGUAAUGGAUGCUUCUGUCUGCUUAGCCAAGG
This is a messenger RNA of Staurois parvus, 561 nucleotides long. The record is from the annotation of a GenBank genome assembly. NCBI's taxonomy places the organism in Eukaryota, Metazoa, Chordata, Amphibia, Anura, Ranidae.